GGGGUUACGCCCGUUGCCAUAGUGAUGGUGCUGCUGGAGGCUACGCCCCUGUUCCGGCUCUCGCGAGAGCUGGCGGCUGGGGCGGGAGCUGCGGCUGCCGGCGGCACUCUCCCUUGGGCCGCGCCGCUCGCCAUGAGCUUCCUCUUUGGGAGUCGAUCUUCGAAAACAUUCAAACCCAAGAAGAAUAUUCCUGAAGGCUCCCAUCAGUAUGAGCUCCUGAAACAUGCGGAAGCCACUCUCGGGAGUGGCAACCUCAGACAAGCGGUGAUGCUGCCGGAGGGAGAGGACCUGAAUGAGUGGAUUGCAGUUAACACUGUGGAUUUCUUCAACCAAAUCAAUAUGCUGUACGGGACCAUCACAGAGUUUUGCACAGAGGCAAGCUGUCCAGUCAUGUCUGCUGGACCAAGAUACGAGUACCACUGGGCAGACGGUACCAACAUAAAGAAGCCAAUUAAGUGCUCGGCUCCGAAGUACAUUGAUUACUUAAUGACGUGGGUUCAGGAUCAGCUGGAUGACGAAACCCUCUUCCCUUCAAAGAUCGGUGUCCCUUUUCCCAAGAACUUCAUGUCGGUGGCCAAGACCAUCCUGAAGCGACUCUUCCGCGUGUACGCCCACAUUUACCACCAGCACUUCGACUCUGUCAUGAGGCUGCAGGAGGAGGCACACCUCAACACCUCCUUCAAGCACUUUAUCUUCUUUGUGCAGGAAUUCAACUUGAUCGACAGGCGGGAGUUGGCUCCGCUGCAGGAACUCAUCGAGAAGCUGGGUUCCAAAGACAGAUAAACUUUCCCUGGGAGGACCCACUCGGCUUCCA
Molecule: messenger RNA, 814 nt
Organism: Numida meleagris (helmeted guineafowl)
Lineage: Eukaryota; Metazoa; Chordata; Aves; Galliformes; Numididae
Gene: MOB1A
Product: MOB kinase activator 1A
Exons: 6
Coding region: 25-783 (252 amino acids)
Biological process (GO): positive regulation of protein phosphorylation; hippo signaling
Cellular component (GO): nucleus; cytoplasm
Molecular function (GO): protein kinase activator activity
Source: RefSeq, a predicted model, not a curated record